This is a messenger RNA of Nicotiana tabacum (common tobacco), 465 nucleotides long. RefSeq lists its product as uncharacterized. Gene Ontology annotation, molecular function: DNA helicase activity. NCBI's taxonomy places the organism in Eukaryota, Viridiplantae, Streptophyta, Magnoliopsida, Solanales, Solanaceae. Gene Ontology annotation, biological process: telomere maintenance; DNA repair. The record is from RefSeq and is a predicted model, not a curated record.
AUGGAUACGAAGAUACUAUUUGGUGGGAAAGUUGUUGUUCUUGGUGGUGAUUUCAGGCAAACUCUUCCAGUUGUUCGUAGUGGAAAAAAAGAUGAAUUCAUACAAGAAAGCUUGCUAUGUUCUGACAUUUGGAAUCAACUCGAAAAAUUGCGAUUAUCAGUAAAUAUGCGAGCGAGAACAGAUCCUGCUUUUUGUGAAUAUUUGAUGAAAAAAGGGAGCGAAAAAGAAAAAACAAAUUGGCAAGGUUUUUAUGCAUCUCCUUGUAAUAUGUCUUCUACAUCUUCUCGUGUUAUUAUGACAACAACAAAUAACUUUGUUGAUGAAAUAAAUGAUAUGCUCAUAACUCAAUUAUUGGGUGAUUCUACGACAUAUGUUGCAUUUGAUGAAACUACUAAAACAAAUGAUCAAAGUCAAUAUGAAGAUUUUUUGCAUAGCUUACACCCUGCUGGUUUACCCCCCAUAUAA